Xenia sp. Carnegie-2017 is the source of this 1629-nucleotide messenger RNA. RefSeq names its product EH domain-containing protein 1-like. NCBI's taxonomy places the organism in Eukaryota, Metazoa, Cnidaria, Anthozoa, Malacalcyonacea, Xeniidae. The record is from RefSeq and is a predicted model, not a curated record. Bases 188 to 1525 code for a protein of 445 amino acids. Gene Ontology annotation, molecular function: GTPase activity. The transcript is spliced from 13 exons.
UGAUCUGGAUUACAUGAAUUGUAUAAAACAAAUAUAAGAACUUCUCUGCUUAUGAUUCAUUCAAUACAUUGCAACAAUUGCAGAUUAACGUACCAAUUUAAGCAGAAAGAAUAUUUUUAUCAAGGUAAAAAUCAUAAUUACUUCAAUACUUAUACCAUUUAUUUUUUUCCAUUUUGAUUCAAACAAAAUGCCUGCCGGAAGACAACGAACCUCUGCUAACGCGCCUGAUAAAGCCACAGUAUCGACAAAUGAAAGAAUUUUAAAAGAGUGCCACGAUUUAUACAUAGACAAGGAAAAAGGUCUUGUUGCAAUCGCUAAAGAAUUGGACUUAUCACUUCUUUCUCCACGAAAGAAAAUAACUGUAUUGCUUAUUGGUAACCAUUCAGCUGGCAAAAGCUCCUUUGUUAAUUGGUAUGUUGAAGAACAUGUACAAAAGACAGGAGUGGCCAUUGAAACACAAGGUUUCACCUUUGUCACAAGUGGAAGAAAAAGAGAGUCACUUACUGGACAAGCUACAUUGCAUCUCUAUCCUCAUUUCAAAGAACUUGAAACAUUUCCUGGUGUUGUUGAGUACCUAUCUACAGAGAUCUCCACAUCAAAACAAAAGAAGUUCAGCCUAGUCACUUUUGUUGACACACCUGGAUUGGUUGAUGGUGACAUGAAGUAUCCAUUUGAUGUCGAACAAGCAAUAUUCUGGCUUGGAAAUACAGCUGAUCUCAUUUUUGUCUUCUUUGAUCCAAUUGGCCAAGCCUUGUGUAAAAGAACAUUAAAUAUAGUUGAAAAGUUAAACGAGAAACAAGCAGAUAGAAUCAGAUUCUAUCUUAGCAAAGCAGAUACAGCAGGACAUGAGAGUGAUAGACAGCGAGUUUUGAUGCAGAUCACACAAGAACUUUGCAAGAGACCUGGUUUGAAUAAAGCUGGAUUUGACAUGCAAACAAUAUUUGUUCCAAGUUUGAUUGAUAAGCCCGCAAGAUGUGCAAAUCAAAUCGAAGAGGUCUGUAAACAGAUCGAAAAAACUAUCAAUCAGGCGAUACAAAGUACGCUUAACACGUUGGAGAAGGAUUGUCAGAACAUAUCCUCACUCAUUGAUGGGAAAUUGAAAGAGGACAGAGAGAAUCGUUCGUAUAACAUCAAAGCGCGGAUGAAAAGUUACUUCUUUAUGUCACUUGGUCUUAUAAUGCCAUUUGCUAUGUUUAUCAGCUUCAUAACUCAUCAAAGUCAGACGUUGAAGUUAUUUGGUAAAGACAUAGUUGAUACACUUCAUAUAUACACGGGUCCUGUUGAGAAAGUUUGGUCUUCAGUUCCAUCUCAGUAUUCCAAUCAUUUUCUUGUUGUUAUGAUUUUCUUGUCGUUGAUUCUAACGAUUAUGGCAAAAUUUAGCGGAAGGCUAAAACAGACGUUAUCUCGAAAGCAACAGCGUUUAUUGUCUGAAAAGAAAUUAUUCGUUCAAACAGUUGUUCAUCCAAAAAGAGAAAGACUAUACAAGGAAUAUUUACAACAAAGUGUGGCUGAACAUGACUUAUAGGCUAUAGUAUGUUUGUAUGUGUGAGAUACCUAUAAUUCCAAGUCACUUGUUUUGUUGUUCAACCUAUAACGAUACGUGGAAUAAAGUUUAAAUUUUGCGCCAAA